CAGAAGAAGGAGAGACAGAUCUAGAACUCCAAAGGAGGAAAAUAGAUAGCUGUGUUAUCUUCCCCCCCUCUAAACUCUGGGAAACGAUGAAGAGUGCGUAACGCGCGGCGCCGUCCAAGUUUCAAGUUGGAUUUGCUUCUCAUUCACAUUCCUCCUCAACCAGAGACGUUUUGCAGGAUUAUUCCUGGCUUCCUGUCCCAAUGUUGAAGAUGACAGAGGAACACGACAAGAAACACAUGGAACCUCCUUGCAGCCCAGCGGGCACCAACAGCUCCAUGUCCCAAGAAGACGAGUCGGACUCGGAUGCCCCCUGCUCCCCUACGGGCUCCGACGGCCACGGCUCGCUGCUCGCCAGUUUGGGCAAAAAGGGGGAUAACGAAGAAGACGACAGGUUCCCCGCCUGCAUCCGCGACGCUGUCUCACAAGUUCUGAAGGGAUACGAUUGGUCGCUGGUCCCUAUGCCCGCACGGGGAAACGGCUCCCUGAAAAACAAACCUCAUGUCAAGAGACCGAUGAAUGCCUUCAUGGUUUGGGCGCAAGCUGCGCGCAGAAAGCUGGCCGACCAGUAUCCCCAUUUGCACAACGCAGAACUUAGCAAGACUCUUGGCAAACUCUGGCGCUUGUUAUCGGAGAGUGAAAAACGGCCAUUUGUUGACGAGGCCGAGCGGCUACGUGUCCAGCACAAGAAAGAUCAUCCAGACUACAAGUACCAGCCAAGGCGACGGAAGAGUGUGAAGCCCGGCCAGAACGACUCUGACUCCGGGGCUGAGAUGGGACACCAGAUGUACAAGACGGAGCCAGGACUUGGUGGUUUGGCUGGACUAGCCGACGGGCAUCAUCACCCAGACCACACAGGUCAACCGCAUGGCCCUCCCACACCCCCCACCACCCCCAAGACCGACCUGCACCACCACCACCACCACGGGGCCAAGGGAGACCUCAAGCACGAGGGGCGCCGCCUGAUGGACGGCAGCGGUGGUGUCGUCGUAGGCCAUCGGCAGAACAUCGACUUCAGCAACGUGGACAUCUCGGAGCUCAGCACCGACGUCAUCUCCAACAUGGAGGCCUUCGACGUGCACGAGUUCGACCAGUACCUGCCCCUCAACGGUCACCUGGCCUCGGCCGCCGCAGGUGGUGGUGGUGCAAACAUGCCCCCUGGUGGCGGGCCCGACGGGCACGGACACGGGCAUGGGCACGGACACGGCGGGCACGGUUCCAGUUCUGUCACGGGGGCAGCUGCCGGCGUUCCGUUCGGCUCCCCAUACGGCCACCACGCCAACCCGGCUGCCGCUGCUGCUGCCGCCUCCUGGAGCCGCAAGGCCGCACUGGGCCCGUCCGCCCCCUCCCCCUCCUCCUCCUCCAUCACAGACGGCCACCGACCGGCCCAGAUCAAGACGGAGCAGAUGAGCCCCAGCCACUACAGCGAGCCGCCGCCGCACGUCUCCCCGUCGCACCCCGACUACCCGCCGUACCCGCCCCAGCCCUGCGCCACGUCCGGCGGCGCCGCCAACGGUGGUGGUUCGGCCUCCGGCUCCUCCUCGUCCUCCGUCUCGGCGGUGGCUGCUGCGGCGGCCGCCGCCGCCGCCUCCUCGCCGUUCUCCAGUUCCCAGUGUGACUAUACGGACCUCCAGAGCUCCAGCUCCUACUAUAGCCCCUACUCUGGCUACCCCUCUGGCCUCUACCAGUACCCGUACUUCCACUCGUCGCGGAGGCCGCCUUACGGCAGCCCCAUCCUCAACAGCCUGUCGCUACAGUCCUCCCACAGCCCCACGGCCAACUGGGAGCAGCCCGUCUACACCACCCUCUCCCGGCCCUGAGAGACAGGACCCCAGCAGGCCAUACAUGGGGCCGGGACAAUGUGAUCUGAGGACCCCCACCCCACACACACACACCUUCCCCAAGUCAAUGCAUACAAUGUAAUGAGGACCCAAUUCUGGGCUUCCCCUCUCCCUGGGCCAAGGGCAA
Messenger RNA from Engraulis encrasicolus (European anchovy), 1965 nucleotides. Its product is annotated as transcription factor Sox-8-like. Gene Ontology annotation, cellular component: nucleus. The transcript has 3 exons. Lineage: Eukaryota; Metazoa; Chordata; Actinopteri; Clupeiformes; Engraulidae. The record is from RefSeq and is a predicted model, not a curated record. Bases 201 to 1817 code for a protein of 538 amino acids. Gene Ontology annotation, biological process: morphogenesis of an epithelium; neural crest cell development; negative regulation of transcription by RNA polymerase II. Gene Ontology annotation, molecular function: DNA-binding transcription factor activity, RNA polymerase II-specific; RNA polymerase II cis-regulatory region sequence-specific DNA binding.